AUGUCUAGUGAGACAGUAGAAAUUGAUUAUACCACCAGCGAUAUUGUUACAAUUCCAGAUCAUGUAGAUAAAAAUGCAGUUAAAUAUAUUAAUGUUCACAAGGAAUUCAAAAAGGUACCUUUUGGAGCAUUUGCAAACAUGCCAAACCUACUUAAUGUUGCACUUCCUAAUAGUAUGGAAGGGUUUGAUGAUAAUAUCUUUAUAUCAUCUGAAACAGCAAUGCCACGCUUCUAUAUUCCGCCUAAAGUUAAUAAAUUACACGUAGAAAAUUCAUUUGAUUUUGCUUGUCUUGAAAGCUUUGAUGUUGACCCUAGAAAUCCCUCUUUUACUUCUGAAAAUGGUGUUUUGUAUUCAAGAGAUAAGAAAACAUUGAUUUCAUUCCCUCUUUGUCGUAAAGUUUCCUCGUUCACAGUGCCAGAUUCUGUAGAAAAUCUGUAUUUUGCAGCAUUUAACAGAGCUAGAUAUCUCGAAAGAAUUGUUUUCCCUACUUCAAUAACUAAUAUGAGUAAUGAAUUCUGCUUCGGUAAUGGAGAUGUUUUGAAGCAAAUUUUGGUUUAUAGAAACACUAAUCAAAAGAAGCCUUACAUUGGAAAUUCAUUUGAGGAGACUACUUUCCAGAAAGAGGAUAUAGUUUAUAUUUAUCCAUCUAAAGUUAAAAAGCCAAAUGAAGUAUUUUCAUUCAGUUUUAAUAUUAUCUUGGCUUGUUUAGAAUUGUCGAACGAUUUUUCACAAAAUUACACUAGAUUGUCUUAUCAAAGCUUAGGAAUAAUAUAA
Messenger RNA from Trichomonas vaginalis G3, 774 nucleotides. Its product is annotated as ribonuclease inhibitor domain-containing protein. Lineage: Eukaryota; Parabasalia; Trichomonadida; Trichomonadidae. Bases 1 to 774 code for a protein of 257 amino acids. The record is from RefSeq and is a predicted model, not a curated record. The transcript has a single exon.